Messenger RNA from Pseudocercospora fijiensis CIRAD86, 450 nucleotides. RefSeq lists its product as uncharacterized. The annotation marks the transcript as partial. Lineage: Eukaryota; Fungi; Ascomycota; Dothideomycetes; Mycosphaerellales; Mycosphaerellaceae. The transcript has a single exon. The record is from RefSeq and is a predicted model, not a curated record.
GGCGCCGGCAAGACCUCACUCGCCAAAGAACUCCUGCGACAGAAACCUAGCAUGCAACGAUUGUCCAUCGACGAGAUCGUGGCAUUACGGCACGGCAUCUGGAACAUCGACUACAGCCCAGACAAAUAUAGCGAAUACCAGGACGAAGCGGACAUCAUCUUCCGACAAUCUCUCGGAACUUUCCUCGCCAAUGGCGAAUCCGAUGUGGUUUUGGACCGAUCCUUCUAUGCCAAGGAAGACCGAGACGAGUUCAAACGAAUGAUAGAGCGGAAUGGCGGCAGAUGGGUACUGGUACAUCUGAAGGUGCCGCGUGAAGUGCUUUGGGAAAGAAUCCAGCGCAGGAGGGAGAUGGAGAUCAACGCUAACUCGGCGUUAGAAAUAUCGACAGAAAUUUUCGAAAUGUAUGUCCAGGGCUUUGAACAGCCUGAUGGUGAAGGGGAGAUUGUUGUC